CUUCUAACAUUCCCUCAACCAACCAUUCUCUCUCUCUCUCUCUCUCUCUCUCUAGCCAUGGCUGCCAUGGAAAAGAAAGAAGAGAUUCAUGUACUAAUGGUAGCAUUUUCAUCACAAGGCCACAUCAACCCCAUGCUCAGACUAGCCAAACGCCUACACUCCAAAGGCCUCCACGUCACCCUCGCCACCACCGAAAUCGCCCGCCACCGCAUGCUCACCUCCUCCUCCGCCACCACCACCGCCGUCGCCGCCAACUCCAUCGACGGUAUCAGCCUCGCCUUCUUCUCCGAUGGCCUCAGCCUCGACUACGACCGCAAAACCAAUCUCGACCACUACAUGGACUCCCUUGGCCGAGCCGGCCCCGCUAACCUCUCCUCCAUAAUCCUCCACCACCACUCUCACGGCGGCCGGAAAUUCUCGUGCAUCGUCACCAACCCCUUCAUUCCUUGGGCUGCUGACGUGGCGGCGGAGCAUGGAAUCCCAUGUGCUUUGCUUUGGAUUCAGCCAUGUUCUCUCUACUCUAUAUAUUACCGGUUUUAUAAUCAUUUAAAUCAAUUUCCAUCGUCCGCGAACCCUAAUAUGAGUGUUGAAUUACCAGGACUUCCAUUGUUGAACACAGAGGAUCUUCCUUCUUUUGUUCUUCCAUCGAAUCCUUUUGGUAGUUUUCCAAAAUUGUUUUGUGGGUUGUUUCAAAACAUGAAGAAGAUGAAAUGGGUUUUGGCUAAUUCAUUCCAUGAACUCGAAAGCCAAGCUAUCGAUUCGAUGUUUGAUAUCCACCCGGUUCUACCCAUUGGCCCGUUAGUACCGCCAUCGAUUUUAGGAGAAGAUCAAGCAGUCGACGCUGGUGUUGAAAUGUGGAAAUCCGAAGACAAUUGCAUCGAAUGGCUUGAUCAACAACAACCAAAUUCAGUUAUCUACGUGUCGUUUGGAAGUGUAGUAAUUUUAUCGCCACUGCAAAUGGAGAGUAUCGCAACAGGAUUGAAAAACUGUAACCGUCCGUUUCUCUGGGUGGUGAAAAAAUCCGACUACACGGCAAAGGAGGGAGAAGGACAGCUGCCGUUAGGGUUUUUGGAGGAAACGAAAGGCCGAGGACUAGUGGUUCAAUGGAGUCCUCAAAUAAAAGUGCUGAUGAACCCUGCUGUUGGGUGUUUUUUGACCCAUUGUGGUUGGAAUUCGAUGUUGGAGACGAUCGCCGCCGGAGUGCCGGUGAUUGCUUAUCCACAGUGGACGGACCAGCCGACGAAUGCGAAGCUCAUGGCGGAGGUUUUAAGGGUGGGGGUGAGGUUGAGGCCGAACCAGGACGGUGUGGUGACUAAUGAGGAGGUGGAGAGGCGCAUUGAAGAUGUUAUGUGUGGGCCGGAGGCAGAGGAGUUUAGGGAAAAAGCGGCGGAGUUGAAGGUGGCGGCGAGAGUAGCGGUGGCGGACGGUGGUUCAUCGGAUCGGAAUAUUCAGCUGUUUGUGGAUGAGAUAAUUGGGGAUUCUAGUACGUGAAGUUCAUAACCAAUAUCCAAAGCUCCUUUGAUCAGAAUCUCUGUAUUUUAGGGUUGUUCAUUUUGAAUUUUUUUAUUUUCGGAUUAUAAUUAUUUUAUUUUAAUAUCAUAUAUAAAUAAAUAAAAAUAUUAUAUAAAUAAAAAUAUCAUAUAUAAUUGUAAUUACUUUAUUGUACUAAUAUGAUAUAUGAAUAAAAAAAUAGUAGCUUGGCCCUAUUUGGAAAGUUA
This is a messenger RNA of Camellia sinensis, 1718 nucleotides long. Its product is annotated as UDP-glycosyltransferase 84B1. The record is from RefSeq and is a predicted model, not a curated record. Gene Ontology annotation, molecular function: quercetin 7-O-glucosyltransferase activity; quercetin 3-O-glucosyltransferase activity. NCBI's taxonomy places the organism in Eukaryota, Viridiplantae, Streptophyta, Magnoliopsida, Ericales, Theaceae.